AUGAUUUCCAGAGCUUUAAGAACACAUGCCAGAAACUUCAGACCAAGGGCUGUAGCUUUGCCUUCACUCAGCAUCAGAGUGCCUCACAUGGCUAAGCCUAUGUUCACUAUGCAAUCCACCAGAUUCAACUCAACCACUGACUCUUCAUCCAAACCAACAGACCAGGCAACUCUCAAGGUUGACCCUCAAUAUAUGAUUGCCUUCACGUGUAAGAAAUGUGACACCAGAUCGUCCCACACAUUCUCUAAGCAAGCCUACCACAAGGGAACUGUUCUUAUCCAAUGUCCUGGAUGUAAGAACCGUCAUUUGAUUGCUGACAAUUUGAAGAUCUUUGAUGACAAGAAAGUUAACCUUGAAGAUAUUUUGAAGGCCAAGGGAGAGUCUGUGGCCACUGGGACGGAAGAUCUUGCCUUUGAAGACAUUCCUGAUAGUUUGAAGAAGACUCUUGGACAUUAUGCCAAAGAUGCCCCUGAAGAGUAUAGAAAAGAAGACGAUAAUGAAGUCAAGGAACUUCCAGAGAAAUAG
Messenger RNA from [Candida] anglica, 525 nucleotides. Lineage: Eukaryota; Fungi; Ascomycota; Pichiomycetes; Serinales; Debaryomycetaceae. The record is from the annotation of a GenBank genome assembly.